This is a messenger RNA of Dimorphilus gyrociliatus, 868 nucleotides long. NCBI's taxonomy places the organism in Eukaryota, Metazoa, Annelida, Polychaeta, Dinophilidae. The record is from the annotation of a GenBank genome assembly.
AAUGUCGAAUAGAAAAGAAGAACGGAUGAAAAACACCGCGCAAAUGCCGCCUAAACGCCUUUUGUUUACAGUUGAUGAAAGGAAAUUGGAGUGUAGAAUUUGUCUUGACUCCUGGCUGAAAAGAGAACCGAAAGUAUUGUCUUGCCAGCAUACUUUUUGCCGUGAAUGUUUGGAGAGCUUGGGUGGUCAGUUUUACCUGACUUGCCCUCUUUGUCGAGCUUCUUCUUAUCUGCCGACGGCAAGUGUUGAUAAUUUACCUGAUCAUUUCCUCUCUAAAUCAUUAAUUAAAUUUCCGAGAGAGGAGAAAGCUCAGAUUAAAUGCGAAAAACAUAAGGAAGCGGUAAUUUUUCCCAAUUUGGUAUGUGUAACGUGUAAGGUAAAAGUUUAUUGCUGCUCGUGUAUUGACAAUGAUCACUCGAGUACAAAAUGUAAGAUAAGAUCGUUCGAAAACCUUAAUAUGGAAAUGAAAGAGAAAAGAAAAAAUUAUCAUUAUAAUUUCAAAGUCAAUACUAUGCUCCUUCGAGGAAAUUUGAGAGAGACGAGAGAAGAUGUUGCUAGAAUUCAUAGUUCUUGGUCUAAGCAGAUUGAUAAAAUGUUUAAGAGUAUCAGCGAUAAAGUAGACGAAUUUGAACAAGUUAAAUUAACUUCAAUUGAUAAUUUACUAAAGAAAAUUGAUAACGUUUUCUUUGAUGAAGAAGAAAUACAAAACGAGAUUCAAGAGACUACGAAAACUACUCUAAGAAUAAAGAAACCUCAGGUUAUGCUAAAUUUAAAUCUUGUCUCGCAAAUCUUUUCCGGAAGUCCAAGUUUAAAUGGAAUGAGAAUCAACAUUAGCCCACGAAAAGGAACUCAAUCUUAUCAAUUAUAA